AUGCAUCCUUUCUCAUUAACCCUUGAAACCCCUUCUUCUUCUUCUUCUUCUUCUUCUUCUUCUAUUUCUCAACCUUCUUCUCAUGUUCCUAUUCCUACUAUCACCCCCGAUCUUAGUAUUUCUCAUCAAAUCCCUAAAAUUUCAACCUUAAAUCACACCACUCUCACCCCACCCCCAAUCACCACCAUAUCCACCAGAACAUCACUUCAAACGUCACUCGUUCCAAACCUGGAACCUUUUAACAAUUUCUUCGCAUCCCAAGAUUCCCAACAACAACCUAAUUUCUCUCCUGAAUCAGAAACCGAUGAUCAACUCGACCUAUACACCAAAUUCUACCACACCUCAAAAUUCUACCCUUUUCUCGAAAUCGUCGAUUCCAACAAUGAUUUUGUUGUUUCAUUGGAGAAUACGGUAAAUGUUUGUAACCAGAACCUAAAUCUCAACCUUAAUUUGGGGGUGGAUUCGGUAAAUGAUGGAAAUGAUCGAGCUAUUUUUGUGGUUCCUGAGCAACAAGAGUCGAGUUUGAUGGUGGAUAUGGUUAGGGAGAAGGAGAGCCAGGUGAUGGAACUUGUGAGGUUUUUAGAUCUAAGUACGAAGGAUCAAAUGCACUUUCAUCAUGAGAUAAGGAGGAAGCGAAUGAUUUAUGAUUCCCUUCGCGUGUUGGUGAGUAUUGAGGAGGAGAAGAGAAUGAACGAGGAGAAGAAAUUGGAUGCAGAAGUUGCAGUUGUGGAGGCAGAGAUGAGAGUGGGUGAGGAGAAUAGGGUGGUGGCUACCAGGGUGGAGGGGGAGACAAUUAAUGGAAUAAGGCGUCGUAGUCGCAACCAAAUUCAUGGCUAUAUGACGGCUGCAACAUUAAUGAAGGAGUGUGGGUUAUGGUUGUAUCAUGAUCAAAGGAUAGUUGGACCGAUACCUGGAAUUUAUGUUGGUGAUGUGUUUAUGUUUAGGAUGGAAUUGUGUGUAACUGGUUUACAUAUGCAUCCUCAAGCUGGUAUUGAUUAUUUAUCAAAUAGUAUCUCUUAUAAUGGUGAACCAAUUGCUACUAGUGUGAUUGUUUCAGGUGGUUAUGAGGAUGACAUGGAAUUAGAUGAUGGUGAUGUUAUAAUCUACACUGGCCAUGGAGGGCGAGAGAAGAAUUCCUCAAGGCAAAUUUGUGAUCAGAAAUUGGAGGGUGGAAACCUUGCAUUGGAAAGGAGUAUGCAUUAUGGGAUUGAGGUUAGGGUUAUUCGUGGGAUGAAGUAUGAAGGGAGCGCAUCUACUUCUGGUAAGGUUUAUGUUUAUGAUGGAUUGUAUAAGAUUGUUAGUUGCCGGUUUGAUCUAGGAAAGUCUGGUUUUGGAGUUUAUAAGUAUAAGUUAUUGAGAAUUGAGGGGCAAGUGAAGAUGGGUAGCACUAUUCUCAAAGAUGCUAGGGAUAUUAAGAAAAUUGAGUUGGAUUUCAUGCCUAUGAGUUGUCUCUCUAUUGAUAUUUCAAAUAAUAGGGAAAAUGUUCCAAUUAGGCUAUUUAAUGAUAUAGAUGUCAAUCAAGAACCUCUUUAUUAUAUGUAUCUUCCGAAUACUACUUUCCCGUGGUUUGUAUUUCAUCAGAGUGGGGAAGCUAAUGGUUGUGGAUGUAAGGAGGCUUGCACUGACGGUUGCUUUUGCGCUAUGAAGAAUGGAGGAGAGUUUCCCUAUAAUCUACAUGGAUUGCUUGUGAAAGGGAAACCUUUGAUUUUUGAAUGCGGCCCUUUUUGCUCAUGUCCUCCUAAUUGUCGAAACCGUGUUGCACAAAAGGGGCUCAAAUAUAGCUUGGAAGUGUUUAGGUCUACACAGACAGGUUGGGGAGUUAGAUCCUUGGACCUUAUUCAGGCUGGAUCAUUUAUCUGCGAGUAUACUGGUGUUGCUAUGACUAGUGAACAAGCUCAAACUUUAACAAUGAAUGAGGACUCGUUGGUAUAUCCUAGUAGAUUUGCAAAUAGAUGGGUAGAAUGGGGUGAUUUAUCUCAGAUAUACACUAAAUAUGUGCGACCAUCUUAUCCACCAAUACCUCCUUUAGAUUAUUUUCUUGAUGUGUCAACAAUGAGAAAUGUUGCAUCCUAUAUGAGCCAUAGUUCGAGUCCAAAUAUAUUCAUUCAGUAUGUUCUCUAUGAUCACAACAAUUUGUUGUUCCCUCAUGUCAUGUUAUAUGCAAUGGAGAACAUCCCUCCUAUGAGAGAACUCUGCAUAGAUUAUGGCAUCUCAGACGAGUGGGCGAACAAGAUGUCUAUAUGUAUGUAACUAAGCAGUUUUGUAAGGUUGCUAAAGCCGAAUCUUGGACAUGGAUAACUUUGGUGAAUGAUAAUACUA
Medicago truncatula (barrel medic) is the source of this 2319-nucleotide messenger RNA. Its product is annotated as histone-lysine N-methyltransferase family member SUVH9. Bases 1 to 2250 code for a protein of 749 amino acids. Gene Ontology annotation, molecular function: histone methyltransferase activity; zinc ion binding; protein binding. Lineage: Eukaryota; Viridiplantae; Streptophyta; Magnoliopsida; Fabales; Fabaceae. Gene Ontology annotation, cellular component: nucleus. The transcript has a single exon. The record is from RefSeq and is a predicted model, not a curated record.